Lingula anatina is the source of this 2197-nucleotide messenger RNA. RefSeq names its product NAD(P) transhydrogenase, mitochondrial. NCBI's taxonomy places the organism in Eukaryota, Metazoa, Brachiopoda, Lingulata, Lingulida, Lingulidae. Gene Ontology annotation, cellular component: mitochondrial inner membrane. Gene Ontology annotation, molecular function: NADP binding; oxidoreductase activity. Gene Ontology annotation, biological process: NADPH regeneration; proton transmembrane transport. The record is from RefSeq and is a predicted model, not a curated record.
UGGCUGAAGGAUCCACAAGCGGUUGUCCCCCAUCAACAGCCAUUUUGAGGAAAGCCGGGUUAAUAACCCGUGGGGAAACGCACCAAAAUUUUAUCACUGAAACAAAACUAAAUAACCACCAGGGGGACACCUAACCAAGACAGGCUACAAGAUGUUCCGUAUUCAGCAGGCGUCGUCCAUAGUGGGCACUGUCCAGUGCCAGAGAACUACGUUGCGUAUCUCUAGUCGCCGUGGCUACAGAACCUAUCAGAGUCUAUUCCAAGACGCCUCCAAGAAAUCCGAAAGCAUCGCAGGAAUUCCGUACAAUAAGAUCUCACUGGGAGUCCCGAAGGAAAUCUUCAAGAAUGAACGCAGAGUGGCGCUGUCGCCAGCUGCAACGGAGGUUUUGGCCAAGAAAGGGUUCACAGUCAAUAUUGAAGAAGGCGCUGGUGUCGAGUCUAAAUUCACAAAUGCUGCGUAUGAACAGGUGGGGGCAAAGAUUCUGCCAAAGAGCGGAGUAUUUGCCUCAGAUAUCAUUCUCAAAGUCAGAGGCCCCGAGACGUCAGAAGUCAACCUUUUUAAAGACAAGGGCACUCUGAUUAGCUUCCUUUACCCUGCGCAGAACCCUGAGCUGGUGAAUUCUUUAGCACAGAAACAGAUGACUGCCUUUGCCAUGGACUGCAUCCCUCGUAUCAGCAGGGCGCAGGUGUUUGAUGCGCUCAGUUCUAUGGGGAACAUCGCAGGCUACAAGGCAGUUGUGGAGGCAGCAAACAACUUUGGAAGGUUCUUUACAGGUCAGAUUACGGCUGCAGGAAAGGUACCCCCCGCCAAGGUCCUUGUCAUCGGUGGCGGCGUGGCUGGACUGGCCGCCAUUGGGACUGCUAAGAGCAUGGGCGCCAUCGUGAGGGCAUUUGACGUGCGGGAGGCGGCCAGGGAGCAGAUAGAGUCCCAGGGGGCACAGUUCCUGACUGUCGACUUAAAGGAAGCUGGUGAGGGAGAGGGAGGCUAUGCCAAGGAGAUGUCGCCAGAGUUUAUAGACGCAGAGAUGAAGUUGUUUGCCAAGCAGUGUAAGGAGGUCGACAUCGUCAUCACCACAGCUCUGAUCCCAGGAAAACCUGCGCCUAAACUCAUCACCAAGGAAAUGGUAGAGAGUAUGAAGCCAGGCUCGGUGAUCGUGGAUUUGGCGGCUGAAGCAGGAGGGAACGUGGAGACCACGCGGCCAGGAGAGUUGUAUAAAUACAAAGACGUGGUCCACGUCGGGUACACAGAUCUUCCCAGCCGCCUACCCACACAGUCUAGUACUCUCUAUGGAAACAACAUCUCUAAGUUUCUACUAUCUAUAGGUGAAAAAGACCAUUACAACAUCAACCUGGAGGAUGAAGUGGUCAGAGGCUCAAUCAUACUACAUGAGGGCAAGAAAAUGUGGCCACCCCCCAAACCCAAGGUAGCGGAAGCUGCCGCCCCAGAGGUCAAGGUCGAGGUCCCCAGCACUGCCGUUAAGGAGAGGAGUCCAGAAGAAAUCAAGAAAGCAGAGACGAUAAGUGGAGCGCGAGCUGUGACAGCAGGAAUGGUGACAGCCGUCGGUUUAGGGAUGGCUGCCCCCAACCCGGCCUUCGCACAGAUGAUCACGACCUUUGCCCUCUCAGGAAUUGUGGGCUAUCACACAGUGUGGGGUGUGGUCCCCGCCCUGCACUCACCUCUGAUGUCCGUCACCAACGCCAUCUCUGGAAUCACCGCAGCCGGAGGUCUGCUAUUGAUGGGUGCCAGUACGGGGGGAUCCACGCCUUACAAUCUGGCUGCCGUGGCAACCUUCAUCUCGUCCAUCAACAUCGGCGGCGGUUUCGUGGUGACACAGAGGAUGUUGGACAUGUUUAAAAGACCAACUGACCCUCCAGAGCACACCUACCUGUACGCCAUCCCCGGGGGGUCACUCCUGGGUCUGUAUGGCCUUCUCCACCUGACGGGCACCCCCGCCCACGAGCUGCACCAGCUGAUGUACCUGGCGGCGGGCGUUAGCUGUGUGGGGGCGCUGCAGGGACUGUCCAGUCAGAAGACGUGUAGAGUGGGUGGUCCUGUUAUGAGCCAUUUAAAUGGUACCAUCUCUGUUGGGAACCCAGCUCACCCUACUGUGAACAGAAGGAAUGUGAUUGUGCUAAUGGUGAAAAACCAUAUGAUAAGAGUGAUGACAUUGCCUCUGAUAGUAUGUCAUACACUUUAA